Pyrus x bretschneideri (Chinese white pear) is the source of this 974-nucleotide messenger RNA. Its product is annotated as RNA-binding protein CP29B, chloroplastic-like. Gene Ontology annotation, cellular component: cytosol. The record is from RefSeq and is a predicted model, not a curated record. Bases 320 to 577 code for a protein of 85 amino acids. Gene Ontology annotation, molecular function: mRNA binding. Lineage: Eukaryota; Viridiplantae; Streptophyta; Magnoliopsida; Rosales; Rosaceae. The transcript is spliced from 4 exons. Gene Ontology annotation, biological process: mRNA 3'-end processing.
AAGAGUUAAUGAGACUAAAGGGACUCGCCCCGACUGAACACCUCGCUAGUCGUUCUUAGUAAGAGCCCUCAGUUUCGAGCGAACUCCUAGUCUCAUCCUCUCUCGUAGCUGAUUUAUCCAUCUUCUUCUCCUUCACACUUUCGCCAUUUCCCAUCUCCUUCAUGACUUCAUCGUCUCGUCCGAGUUCAAGCAGGACGAGGAGGUUCUCGGCGACGACGGAGAGGCCUCCCCUGACCUCAAACUCUUCGUGGGUAACUUUCCCUUCAGCGUCAAUAACGCUCAGCUCGCUGAUAUCUUCGAGAGUGCUGAAAAUGUCCAGAUGGUCAAGCAGGUGAUAUAUGAUGAUAAGACGACCGGAAGAAGCAGAGGAUUUAGGUUUGUGACUAUGUCAAGUGUUCAAGAAGCUGAAUAUGCUGCUCGCCAGCUAAACGGCUAUGAACUUGAUGGCAGGGCAUUGAGGUCUAAGCUUCCACCUGGGGUGGAGUCUGCUCUACUACAACAAGUUUUGAGCCUAGCACCAGAAAAACUAAGUUCAUUGUCUCCGGAACAACAAGAAGAAGUAAUAAAGCUCCAAUAGAUGCUUCGGUGAGAUCAGAUUCAGCCAUCAUAGCUGAGUCAUAAAUGGUAGUUUUGAUGCAGCAAGUUGUUACAUGUGCAGACACCAACUUGCUUGCUAAAGCAACAAAAGGCGUGGUAUUGAUUCAAUCGAUUUUGAUUGUUUAUAACAGUAUGUUCAUGUAAGGAGUCGAUUCAGAGGAUCUGCAGUGCAGGAGUACUAUCGUAUUCGUGUAGCCUACACAAGCUUAUGUUUUAGUUUAGUCAGUAAAUUAGUUAGGAUUGCAAAAUUUUGUCUGUAUCACAACAUUUAAAUUUACAUUCCCUCAGCUAAAACUUGUUGCUUCACUUUUGACAAUCCUUUGCUCCAAACAUUGUGUACUUUGCUCGAGGUAUAUUCAUGAUCUCUUCCUUUUGCA